AUGAACGGCAAUAUAAAGGCUUAUUAUCCUUUUGAAAUAAAGAAGUUGGAUAAGGAGGAGUAUGCGGAAGUGUUUAAACACUUUAAUGGAGAUACAGGUACUAUAGAAGAUUUUAUACGUGUCGGUCCAAAGGGCUAUUGGUUUAUUAGUGGGUUUGCAGAAGAGGCUCCAAAAAUCUACAAUAUGGAACUUAGACCAGACGAUGUUUGGGUGAUAUCAUAUCCAAAAUCAGGGACAACAUGGAUGCAAGAGUUAGUGUGGCAGGUCGCCAACGAUUUCGACUACGCUAAAGCUGAGCUCAUUCCGCUCAUGCAAAGAUUCCCCUUCUUAGAGUUUGCUCUUUUUUUUAACGGCGAGAAAGCUCAAACAGUGUUAGGACGUAAUGAGAAAGACAAGGCUUUUUUGGACGCAAUGAGCAAAUCGUUCGAUCAAGUGUCGUCGAUGCCGUCGCCACGGUUCAUCAAGUCGCACCUGCCGCUGUCGCUGCUGCCGCCCGCGCUGCUGGACUCCUGCCGCGUGGUGCACGUGGCGCGCGACCCCAGGGACGUGGCCGUCUCCUACUACCACCACUACCACUUCUUCGGAUACAUGGGCUACACGGGCAACUUCAAGCAUUUCUGGAAUUUAUUCAUUGAAAAUAAACUUGAUUGGACUCCAUAUUUUGAGAACGUGAAAGAAUCGUGGCGGAUGAGGGACCACCCUAAUAUGUUGUUCCUGUUUUACGAAGAUGCCUUGAGGGACCUGCCGUCAACGGUGAAGAGAGUGGCUGCAUUCCUCGGGAAGGCGGUGACAGAGGAGCAGGUCAGCCGGCUCUGCGACCAUCUCGCUUUCGACAACUUCAAGAAAAAUAAAUCUGUCAACUUUGAGGCUAUCAAGGAAAUAAGCGUUGUUAAUAAGGAUGGCUCCUUUAUAAGAAAAGGCAAGGCGGGUGACUGGCGAGGGUAUUUCGACGAGGAGAUGAUGCAGCAGGCGCAGAGGUGGAUGGAGCACAACCUGCGAGACACUGACCUGAGGUUUCCUACCGUUGAAUAA
Chilo suppressalis (striped riceborer) is the source of this 1032-nucleotide messenger RNA. The record is from the annotation of a GenBank genome assembly. Lineage: Eukaryota; Metazoa; Arthropoda; Insecta; Lepidoptera; Crambidae.